Molecule: messenger RNA, 715 nt
Organism: Zophobas morio
Lineage: Eukaryota; Metazoa; Arthropoda; Insecta; Coleoptera; Tenebrionidae
Product: ribosome quality control complex subunit NEMF-like
Exons: 10
Coding region: 191-715 (174 amino acids)
Biological process (GO): rescue of stalled cytosolic ribosome; ribosome-associated ubiquitin-dependent protein catabolic process
Cellular component (GO): RQC complex
Molecular function (GO): ribosomal large subunit binding; tRNA binding
Source: RefSeq, a predicted model, not a curated record
GAAUUUUGAUGUCAAGAUUUGCGUUGGAGAAGUUUAUCCUUUUGAGACUGUUAAAGUGAAUUUUGAUAUAAUCACUGAAGAAAGUGUGCAAUCUUUAUUUAAUUCUGAUGAAGUUAUUCAAAAAAGUUUGAAGAAUUUUCUAUCUUCACGUUUUGAAUACGGACCUUCCUUGAUUGAGCAUUCUUUGCUAAUGAAGACCUGCCUAAGUCCUCAGAAGAGCGUUUCUUCUAUUUGUUCCUCGCGCGACUAUAAAAAUAUUCUCGACGCUUUGAACUUUGCAAGAGAAGUUAUAUAUAAUACUUCUUUCAAGGGCUUCAUAAUACAAAAGAAAGAAGGGCGAACUGAUGUUGAGGGCAGAACUUCAAUAUUUUUUGUUAACGAAGAGUAUCAUCCUCUUCUUUUCAAGCAACACGAGACUUUACCUUAUAAAGAGUUUGAUACUUUUAAUCUGGCCGUUGACGAAUUUUAUUCAAAUUUAGAAGCUCAACGAAUCGAUAUUAUUGCACUUCAGCAUGAAAAACAGGCGCUUAAAAAAUUAGAAAAUUUACGCAUCGACCAUGAAAAGCGGCUUUCUGGUUUGGCAUCCGAACAGCUCAACGAUAUACGCUGCGCUCAACUUAUUGAAGCUAAUUUGGAACUGGUUGACCGCGCGAUUGCUGCUGUUCUUGAACUGCUAGCUUCUCAGUUUUCAUGGGACCAAAUACAUGUAAGUUAG